AUGGCAACCCCUGCCCUCCUGCUCCUCCUGCUCCUCCUCGUGCUGCCCGCAGGGGCCUGGCCCAGCCUGGGGCUGCCCCAGCAGCCGUGUGUGCGCUGCUGCCGCCCGGCCUGGUCCCCAACGGCCCCUGGCUCAUACCCCCCUGAGAGUGAAGGGGAGAUGUGGGGACAGCUGCCCUACGUGCGGCCCAUCAUUGACAUCUCAAUCCUCAAAGGUGAGAAGGGUGAGAUAGGGGUCAGAGGUCACCCUGGAAGCCGCGGAAAGGAGGGCCCACCAGGCUCCCUGGGCCUCCGGGGCCAGAAGGGCCAGAAGGGGCAGGUGGGGCCGCCGGGCACCCCGUGCCAGCGUGCCUACGCGGCCUUCUCAGUGGGCCGGCGUGCAGGGCUGCACAGCACAGGUGCUUUCCAGGUUGUCACCUUUGACACGGAGCUGGUGAACCUGGAUGGCGCCUUCAGCCUGGUGUCCGGCCACUUCCUCUGCGCUGUGCCUGGUGUGUACUUCCUGAGCCUCACCGUGCACACCUGGAAUUACAAGGAGACCUACCUGCACAUCAUGCGCAACCAGCAGGCCGCCGCUGUGCUGUACGCGCAGCCCAGCGAGCGCAGCGUCAUGCAGACCCAGAGCCUGCUGCUGCCGCUCGCCGCGAGGGAUGCCGUCUGGGUGCGCAUGUUCCAGCGCGACCGAGACAACGCCAUCUACGGUGAGCAUGGGGACCUCUACAUCACCUUCAGCGGUCACCUGGUCAAGCCUGCCACCGAGCUCUAG
Molecule: messenger RNA, 765 nt
Organism: Molossus molossus (Pallas's mastiff bat)
Lineage: Eukaryota; Metazoa; Chordata; Mammalia; Chiroptera; Molossidae
Gene: C1QTNF8
Product: C1q and TNF related 8
Exons: 2
Coding region: 1-765 (254 amino acids)
Molecular function (GO): protein binding
Source: RefSeq, a predicted model, not a curated record